AUGGCAACUGGCUCCAUGGUGCUUGGACUGGUGGUGGCUCCCAUGGGAUGGGUCUUGCUGCUGGCAGCCACGGUGACCCCGCAGUGGACAGAAUUCUCCAGGCGGCCCGGCUUCCCGUGGGACGUUUCCUUCAGCGACGGUCUGUGGGAAAGCUGCGUGGAGGUGAUCAGCGUGCCGGGCAGGGUGUGCCAAGCCAUCCCCCAGGAGACUGCCAUCUCCUGGCCCAUGCAGAUGCUGAGAGCACUCACUGUCAUCUCAGUGCUUACAGGGGUCCUGAGCUACUCUCUAGCCCAUGUGGGGGUACGCUGGUGGACAGACCAGCCCAACCCCCAGCUUACGGGAACUGCUGGACUCCUGCUGGUUCUCUCUGGAGCCAUGUAUCUAUGUGCCACAUCCUACAUGGCUUACAAAGUCCUAGAGAACAUGGCCAACCCCCAGACUCCUGCGGGGGACAAGUUCCGGCUUGGGACCUGUCUCUACCUUGGCUGGAGCGGCGGAGUAGCCGAGAUCUUGGCUGGGAUCUGCCUGGCCGUCAGUUUCCAAAGGAAGCAGGAAAGCAGCCCAGGGAAUGUGGCUGCUCCGUAUGAGGUGGAUUACUGA
Messenger RNA from Trachemys scripta elegans, 600 nucleotides. RefSeq names its product claudin-1-like. Gene Ontology annotation, molecular function: structural molecule activity. Gene Ontology annotation, cellular component: plasma membrane; bicellular tight junction. Bases 1 to 600 code for a protein of 199 amino acids. NCBI's taxonomy places the organism in Eukaryota, Metazoa, Chordata, Testudines, Emydidae. Gene Ontology annotation, biological process: cell adhesion; bicellular tight junction assembly. The transcript has a single exon. The record is from RefSeq and is a predicted model, not a curated record.